AUGAAGGCCGUCAUCCUCGCGGCUGGCUACGGGACCAGGCUCCAGAGGGACGUGUCGGCGGACCGCAGCGGGAGGUUCGAUCACCUGGUCGGCAGUGCGAAGCCGCUGCUGCCGGUGGGCCGCUGCGCACUGAUCUCCCACUGGGUUCGAGCGCUGACCGCGUCCGGUGCUGUGGACUCAGUGUAUGUUGUGACCAACGCUCUGUACCGAGCUGCCUUUGAAGAGUGGGCCGCACAUUUCACUAAUGUCCAGAUUGUCAGCGAUCAGACGAGAAGCAAUGAUGAGCGCCUUGGGGCUGUGGCCUGUCUGCAGCUCGCCGUAAAGCACUUCAAGAUAGAAGACCAUGUCAUCGCUAUUGGAGGUGAUACGCUCUUUAAAGAAGAUUUUAGCCUCAGUCAAGUCAAAGAGAAGUUUUCUGACUUCCAGGCAAAGUGUGACGACAGCUGUCUAGUGCUGUCGUACCAGUGCAGAGAUGAAGAAACCCAUAAGUACGGGAUUCUGGAAGUGAACAGUGAACUUUGUGUCCUCUGCAUGAAGGAGAAGCCUCUUCCUUCUGAGACCAAGUCCAGGAGAGCAUGUCCUUGUUUCUAUGUGUUCUCAAAGAAAAGUCUCCCUCUGUUGGAUACAUUCCUUGAGGAGAAGGAGAAAGCUCCUAUUGAAGAGAAAGAUGCUCCAGGAAACUUUGUGUCUUGGCUCAUUCCGAGGAAACCAGUGUAUGUUCAUCAGAUUUCUGGGCGUUUUGACGUUGGAAACUUGCCGUCCUAUAUCGAAUGUGACCUCUACUUCAAAGAAAAUCUUCAGGAUGCAGAGUCUUACAUGGUGUAAAAACCAUCACCUUUAUUAUUCCCUGUUUGUGACAUUAUGCUCAAGAAUCUGUAUAAGGAAAACAAGAACUGUGAAUUUUAUUAAAAUCCUUUCUCACAACCCGUGAUAUCUCUAACCAGUGAGGAGUCUGCUGCACUUGUCAGAGGCCUUUUCACGGCUGUUCUCCAUCUUUGCGAUGCGGGAGCCGAAUUGCAUGGCUCUCUUCGGCAGGACUGCAGACUGACGGAGGCCGAGCCGCCUCGCCGUCAGUCUCAAGAGGAGUUUCUCCCCGACGCCUCGAGGAAGUGACAGAUUGGCCUUCUCCCACACGGGCAGAGAAUUCAGGUAGCUCACCACGUCCUCGUCCAAGAACGGAAAUCUGCAGAUAAAAGAGGGAUGGAUGAGGGAGGAUGGAAUCUCAUCUGUGGUGCUUGUAGGUCCUGUUUGUUGAUAAAAGAAUUUGACAUAUA
Messenger RNA from Platichthys flesus (European flounder), 1274 nucleotides. RefSeq lists its product as uncharacterized. Lineage: Eukaryota; Metazoa; Chordata; Actinopteri; Pleuronectiformes; Pleuronectidae. The transcript has 8 exons. Gene Ontology annotation, biological process: biosynthetic process. The record is from RefSeq and is a predicted model, not a curated record. Bases 1 to 825 code for a protein of 274 amino acids.